Molecule: messenger RNA, 1518 nt
Organism: Coccidioides posadasii C735 delta SOWgp
Lineage: Eukaryota; Fungi; Ascomycota; Eurotiomycetes; Onygenales; Onygenaceae
Molecular function (GO): heme binding; metal ion binding
Source: RefSeq, a predicted model, not a curated record
AUGCCGACCCUCGAGGAUCGUUCUUCCGCUACCACCAUGGACAAGUUCCCUCACGUCCUGGAUGAUCCGGCCACCUUGCCUCGCUCGCUGGAUCCAUUCACCAUCACCACCUCCACUGGCUUCAUGCCUCUGAUCAUUCCUCCAACCACCCUGCCAGAGGUCUUCGACCCCUUAACAUCCCUCCUUGCUCGGCUCCCGGUCGAGAAGGCCGAUGGCACCCCAGGUCUCCUUGCCAACUUCGAGCUGGGUCCAGCCGUCCUCAAGGAGCUUCCCGACCUCACCGACGAGGUUGACAAGCUCGUCACCGACGAUGGCAAGCCGGAUCUGUUCACCAUCACUGCCGUCUUCCGGGACUAUUCCUUCCUGGCCUCCUCCUACCUACUGGAGCCUUGCUGGCAGACCUGGAAGACAGAUCCUGACAGCGGCUAUGGUCUAGGAAGGGACCGCCUUCCACACUCCGUUGCCGGUCCCAUGUAUCGAUGUGCCGAGCUUUUGGACAUACCCCCUUUCUUGUCCUAUGCUGCGGCAUACUCUCUCUACAACUACACUCUUGAUGAUCCGUCCAAGGGCCAUGAGUACUCCAACUUGCGACUUGUCCGCGCCUUUGAGCGUGGCCUGGACCCUAAGAGCUCCGAAGCCGGGUUCAUCCUAACCCACAUCUACAUGGUCAAGGAGUCCUACGCCUUGAUCAGCGGAGCUGUUCGCAUCCUCAACUCCCUUGACACCGUCAAGGAUCGCAAAGAGAUCAACGAUGCUUACAGACAGAUCCUCACCGCCAUGACCAAGAUCGAAGAGUGCAUGGAAGACAUGUGGAAGAACUCUAAGCCGACUGAGUAUCUUGCCUUCCGUGUCUUUAUCUUCGGAAUCACCUCUCAGUCCAUGUUCCCCAACGGCGUGGUGUACGAGGGAAUCAAUGAUAACAAGCCCCUGUACUUCCGUGGAGAGAGUGGUGCCAAUGACAGCAUCAUUCCCCUCUUGGACCACCUCCUUGAAAUCCCCAUGCCCGAUACCCCACUGACAAAGAUUCUUCAUGAAUUCCGGGCCUAUCGUCCACUUCCACACCGUGAGUUCCUAACCCAUGUUCGCCUUCGAUCAAAGCAGCUCGGUGUCCGCGAGUUCUCCAUCCAAGACCCGGAGACCGUUCUCUUGUACCUGAAGACUCUCGAUCACGUUCGCAGCUUCAGAUGGCGACAUUGGCUCUUCGCCAGAGAAUAUAUUAUCAAGCGGACUCCUCACCCAACAGCAACUGGAGGAAGUCCCAUCGUCACGUGGCUUCCCAACCAACUAUCUGCCGUUAUGGACCUCAUGAUCUCCACAUACGACGAAUACGUUGCUCCUAUGAUCAGUAAAGAAGCUGGAUCCAACGGUGCUUCGUCCUCUGCCGCCAACGGUGAAGCAGACCUGGGGUCUACGAAGCACUAUAGAGAUCAGGUACAGGAGGUGAUGGAGACCGUGCGCGACCAAAGGAUCAAGCUGGCGAAGGAGGUCGAAAGGUGGUGCGCUGAACGUGGCGUCUAG